CGUAACUUUCCCACUCCGGAAAACACCGAAAUGCCCAUUGAAAUUGAACAGAGCCCUGUUCGAUCUGAUAUCUUUCUCAGUGAGCUCCACCCAGUCGGCUGUGAAGUUACUUGUUUACCAAGGAGUGGAAAAGGAUCUAGUGUUCCAGCUAAGUCAGCAGAAGAGCUCCAGCCAGUUUUGCAAUCAGUCCGCUUUCCAGACCGCCCGUCUUCUAUCUACUGCACUCGUUAAUCAUAAAUCUUCAAGCAAAUGUUGGACUUUUGACUCGAAAAAUUAUCGAGUAAUCUUCAAUGUCUAGAAACAAACAGCUUCGCCGUCCCUAAUUUUUGCGGCUGGCCGUGCUGUCUAUUCAUUCCAAUCAUCAUGAAGCUUAAUAUCCUGCUAAAGGUACAAGAAGAGCUACAAGGGUGGAAGGCUGGAAAAUCAGCAGUGGACACAUUUAUAAAGAGUCUGAUCAUUCUGUGCACAACUAUUACAAUUGUUCUGACAUCCAUCUCUGUGUGCUCAGGUUUUUGGCUGUUUGCAGACAGGAAACUAUUUGGACUCUGGCAUUUUUGCACUGUAGAGUAUGACCAUAAACCUCAAUGUACAACAGAUUUAAGUGUUGCUGAGAUUAAUGGAUUAUAUGCAGCUCUUGUUUUCACAAGGAUUGUCAUCACGUGUGCUGCUGUGCUUGCAAUGUUUGGCUUGGAGAUGCUGAUCACCUCUCAGAUUUGUCAAGAUACCUAUUCCAGGCGCAAGUGGGCAUAUGGCUCGGGGCUGAUUCUCCUGGCUUUCUUCAUGACAUCUGUUGGCGUGCUGGUCUUUGCCAUUCAUUUGUGGACCUUUAUUACAUUCACAGGCAUCAGUUUAGGUUAUUGGUGUGCGUUCAUCUCAUCUUUUCUUUUCUUCAUCAAUGGCAUUAGUGGUCUUCACAUGUACAGCAUCACAACCCCAGCAAGUUCAGCAGACAAAUGAAUUAUUUUGUUUGCUUGAUGCUUUUUCUUACAAGUGCCUCAUUUACAAAAGUUUGUUUGGUCUCUGAGUGUGUAUCUGUGAAGUGAGAGUAUUCCAGGUCUUUCUCACUUCUGAGCGUUGCUAUUAUUAAUUAUUUUUGCAUACUCAAUAAAACUACACUUGCUCUGCAAUUUUCCUAUUUUCAAUUAGGAUAAAAAAAUUCAACAAUCUUCAUGCAGAAAUCAGGCAACAAAUCAUAGUACCAAAAUAUAUGUGCUAAUUUGCAAUUUGGAGAAUAACCCCAGCUUGUGUUUAUAACUUCAUUAUCUCUAAAAAUAUUGUGGUGAUAUUACAAUAAUCAUUUUACUAAUUGUGCUGAAGGUAGGUGAACUAUGUUAGUGAAGGGAUAGGCAGAUAGGUGAGAAGAUUAUUGCCUUAAUAUUUAACAAAAUUUAAAAGCUUCGAAAAUUCUGAUCAUUUAUUUUAAAAGAAAUUAAAAAUUGCAUCUUUUAUAGGAUUUGAAAAUUGCAAUACUUAUGAAUUUAGUAGCACUUUAGCUUACGGCACUCUGUAUUUUAACUUCUUGGGAUUUGGAUUUCAGUCCAAUUCAGACUUUUGGAUACUGUCACCUGUGCUUGUACUGCAAAGGUUCUGAGUAAAAUGAAUGUAGAAGGUCGUAAACCAAUUAUAUCGGGACUAGGCUUAUAUCAUAAAGCUGUCUGCUAGUUGACAUUAAAUUGGCUGACUCGCAGAGAUGUUCUGAGCAUGACUGUUGAGAGAAUUAGGAUAAUGAAUGUAGAGAUAAUGCAAGUGCUCUUCCAGAAUUGUGUUGAGGUGUAUUUUUUAGAAUUAAUUAGAGGAAACAUUGCCAUGCAGCUCACUCAAAUUUCUUCACAUAUACCUGAUACUAAUACUGAACAUAUUGUCUGAAGGGAACUUCUGUUGGUGGGCAACAGUAAAAAUUCAGAUAUGAUUGGAAAAUUAAGGUGGGCAGCCAAUGCCUGAAUUUUUCACAUGUUCUGCCACAAAAAGAGCAGGGUAAGCAAUUAAACUUGCUCCACUGAUGCCUAAUAUGAGCAAAACCAAAUGGUUACAGUAAUUUCAGAAAUAAACGAUGCCCAAGAUUCAUUAGGAUAGGUGACAAAUGCUGGCCUUUCCAGAUGGAACACACAUUCCAUGAAAGACAGAAAGAAAACUCAGGAACAGAGUUCAAACACUGAGUUAGUAAACACUGCUGUUGUUGAACUUGAAUGAUUGUGGAUAUGGAGCCAAUCAAGUAGGCUGCUUUGACCUGGAUGGUGUUAGCUUCCUGAAUGUUGUUGGAGCUGCACUCAGCUAGCUAAAUGGGGGGUAUUUCAUUCACUCCUGACUUCUGCCUUGCAGAUGAUGGAUGGUAUCAGGAGAUCAAUCACUCACUGCAGGAUUUCUAGCCUCUGACCUGCUCUUUUAGCCACAGUAUUUAUAGAGCUAAACCAGUUCAGUUUACGGUCAGUGGUGACUGCCAGCAUGUUGAUUGCAGGAGAAUCAGCAAUGCCAUUGAAUAUCAAGGGGCAAGUGCUGGGUUCUCACUUAUUGGAAAGAUGGCCAUUGUCUGGUACUUGAUGGGAAUGAAUGUUACUUGCCAUUGGAUGUUGCCCAGCUCUUGCUGCAUUUGUAUAUGGAUAGCUUCAGUAUCUGAGGAGCCACAAAUUGAGCUGAACAUUGCACAAUUAUCAGUGAACAUCCCCACUUCUAACCUGUGGGGGAGAGAAGAUCAACGUGCUUUAUGAUUUAUCGAAUGCACGUUUAACAGGCGCUGCAACUAUAAACUAAGCCAUUAUUGUUACACAUAAAGCAGAAUGAUACUUCUUUCCCCCAUCCUCUCCUGGAAGAUAAAACAGAAGGUGCUGGAGAAACUUAGCAGGUCUGAUAGCAUCCGUGAGAGAGAAAUGUCUAACAUUUUGAGCCUAAUGACUCCUCUUUGGAACAGUUCUGAAGUUCCAAAGAAGAACCAUGAAACAUUAACUCUGUUUUUCUCUCUCAAUAAAUACUGCCAAACCUGCUGAGUUUCUCCAGCACCUUCCGUUUUCAUUUGAGAUCUUCAGUAUCCACAGUAUUUGCUCUUCUGCGGAGUUUUGGUUUAGUAAUAAGUACUGAAAGACCAGUGCAUGGAGAAUGGAGAGAAAAAUCUUUUAUAAACAUUACAAUUAGCAACAGGUGACUACAAGGUAUAAGUUACACUAACUAGUUUAUGCAAUAACCAAGAAUCAAACAAUUCACAUGGAAAAACCAUCACAAGAAGUUUCAGUUUUGCACGUGAAAAAUGGUUAACAAUACCAAAUGGUCACUUUCAAGAAUUUACUAUAAUACUGUACUUAACAAAUAAAACGCUGAUGAAGGAGCUGCGCUCCAAAAGCUUGUGAUUUCAAAUAAACCUGUUGAACAAUC
Molecule: messenger RNA, 3363 nt
Organism: Stegostoma tigrinum
Lineage: Eukaryota; Metazoa; Chordata; Chondrichthyes; Orectolobiformes; Stegostomatidae
Gene: tmem37
Product: transmembrane protein 37
Exons: 2
Coding region: 364-957 (197 amino acids)
Cellular component (GO): membrane
Molecular function (GO): calcium channel activity; voltage-gated monoatomic ion channel activity
Source: RefSeq, a predicted model, not a curated record